CUAAACCGUUAGUAGAGAUUCCUCGGGGUUGCACCGUCGACCCAGAAAGAACCCACCUGAAACGGUUCAAUCAUCUUGCCUGUAUAGAAUCUACACCCACAACCCAAAGCUCAGUUACGAAAGAAUAGAAAGAUGGUCGAAGCUCAUCAAGACCCCUCGAUUCAAUGCGGGACGAGGCGGGGACGCUUUGAAAUCAACCCGAUCGGGCUUAGUCACUCCGUGCGCGCCGAUAGCGUCAUCCAGCCAAUCAAUCAUCGCCGUCACCGCCGAAUCCCUUCCGCGUCCGCAGCUCUACUUUGCAUCCAUCUUCACAAGCAGCCAUUGCCAUUCGCCCAACUCGAAUCCCGACCCCUCCCCCCUUCAACCGCAUAGCAUGUCCUCCAAAUCCAGAUGGGCUACCGACGACGACCCCGAAACGGAAGCCAUUCUCGCCCAGCGCAAGCGUGGAAAGGAAGAAAAGCGACGCGCCAAGGCCGAGAAGCAGCGCCAGCUCGACGAGCAACAAGCUCAAGCUCAAGCUCAAGCUCAAGCUUCAGCUUCAAACUCCCACCCACAAGAUCCAGACGCUACUGCUCCGCCAAAAAAGCGGCGCCGACUUUCGAACGACCACAAUCAAGAUCAACCAACACCCACUACCACCACCAACAAUGAAUCCAACAUCCUAUCCUUCCCAACCCAAGAAUGGGGACCCUGUCGCAACAUCACCAACUUCGAGCGUCUCAACCACAUCGAAGAAGGCUCCUACGGCUUCGUCAGCCGCGCCAAAGACAUAACCACCGGUGAAGUGGUGGCGCUCAAGAAACUCAAGAUGGACAACUCCCCCGACGGAUUCCCCGUCACGGGCCUCCGCGAGAUCCAAACCCUCCUCGAAGCCCAACAUCAGAAUAUAGUCUACCUACGAGAGGUAGUAAUGGGUACGAAAAUGGACGAAGUCUACCUAGUAAUGGACUUUCUCGAACACGACCUCAAAACCCUCCUCGAUGACAUGAGCGAGCCCUUCCUCCCCUCAGAAAUAAAAACCAUCCUUCUCCAAGUCCUCUCUGGUCUCGACUUUCUUCACGACCAAUGGAUCAUGCACCGCGAUCUCAAAACCUCUAAUCUCCUCCUCAACAACCGCGGCGAAGUCAAGAUCGCCGACUUCGGUAUGGCCCGGUACUACGGUGACCCGCCCCCGAAGUUGACGCAGCUGGUCGUGACGCUAUGGUACCGAUCACCAGAGUUGCUCUUAGGGGCGGAGAAAUACAGCACUGAGAUCGAUAUGUGGAGUAUAGGGUGUAUAUUUGGGGAGUUGUUGACCAAGGAGCCCUUACUACAGGGGAAGAACGAGGUGGAACAGGUUUCAAAGAUAUUCGCCUUAACAGGCCCUCCCACGCAACAGACCUGGCCCGAGUUCAGGUCGUUGCCCAAUGCCAAGUCACUGCGUUUGCCGCCCGCAUCGUCGGCACCGGCGGGAAACCCGCCUCUACUUCCGAGGGCUAAAUUCCCCUUCCUGACGAAUGCGGGGCUGCAUCUAUUGUCGUCGCUGCUGGCGCUGAAUCCGAAUGCGCGGUUGUCGACGAAAGAGUGUCUCGCUCAUCGCUACUUCCGGGAGGAUCCACGUCCCAAGCCCAAGGAGAUGUUCCCGACAUUUCCGUCCAAGGCGGGCAUGGAGAAGCGGAGACGCCGGGAGACCCCGGAAGCGCCGAAGCGAGGACAAGAGGCUCCCAAGCUGGACUUUGCGAGUGUAUUCGGUGGCCAGAGCAACGCUGAUGCUGGAGAACAGGGCGCCGGGUUUACCUUACGUCUAGGCUAGUGUCGAACCCUGUUACCUUAUAAUGUGCAUAUAGAAUCCUCGUGUGAUUUAGCCCUUUGGAACGAGACCGCUCGAUAUCCAAAGUGCCCUGAGGCAUGACUCACUAAG
Messenger RNA from Aspergillus sclerotioniger CBS 115572, 1900 nucleotides. Its product is annotated as kinase-like protein. The record is from RefSeq and is a predicted model, not a curated record. The transcript is spliced from 3 exons. Bases 374 to 1792 code for a protein of 472 amino acids. Gene Ontology annotation, molecular function: cyclin-dependent protein serine/threonine kinase activity; ATP binding. Gene Ontology annotation, cellular component: nucleus. Lineage: Eukaryota; Fungi; Ascomycota; Eurotiomycetes; Eurotiales; Aspergillaceae. Gene Ontology annotation, biological process: protein phosphorylation; regulation of mitotic cell cycle.